Messenger RNA from Umbelopsis ramanniana AG, 1335 nucleotides. RefSeq lists its product as uncharacterized. Lineage: Eukaryota; Fungi; Mucoromycota; Umbelopsidomycetes; Umbelopsidales; Umbelopsidaceae. The record is from RefSeq and is a predicted model, not a curated record. The coding region runs from base 1 to 1335 and encodes 444 amino acids. The transcript is spliced from 4 exons. Gene Ontology annotation, biological process: transmembrane transport. Gene Ontology annotation, molecular function: transmembrane transporter activity.
AUGUCCCCGGAAGUUUGGAACAAGAGACCCAAGGUCAAUGACAGUUCAAACCCACAGAAUGCGACGAACGACUCUCACAUUCAAAUUGAACUGGCAACUCCAACAUAUCAAUAUACCACGGAAGACAAGAAAAAAUUGAUUGCUCUGAUGAGCCAGUGCCUCGUUAGAUACGGUUGUCCCAGUCAUCGAAUAGAAUCGUCUCUAGAACAAACCGCAAGAUUUCUCUCAGUAGACGCCGCCUUCUCCUACGUUCCUGGACAAAUGAUGAUUUCUUUUGGUGGUGUCUCAAUGAUUGAUUCGCAAACCGUCUUGAUUAAAGUUCACCAGGGUUACGACAUAAAAAAACUGGCCGACGUUGACGACGUUGCCAAUGCCCUUUGUCGAUCAGAAUUACAUGUGGGCGACUGCUUACUCAAGCUCGAGGAAAUUGUGAACUCUCCACCGACGUGGGGCUCAUAUGGUACAAUAGUAGCCUUUACCAUGUGUAGCUUUACGGCUUGUCUUGUCAUGUUUGGCGGGUCCUGGACUGACUCUACUGUCGCUGGUGUGCUCGGAUUUUUAGUUGGCGCACUUAAUGUCAUGGCAAGUCAGCAUUCAGUGUACAGCAACGUGUUCGAAGUCUCUGCUUCUGCCGCUGUUGCUUUGAUAUCUCGUUCUUUGUUUCAGUGGGUCUGCUUUUCCAAAGUUGCUAUUUCAGCUGUCAUUGUUCUUCUCCCAGGCUACAGUAUGACAGUCGCAGUGAUGGAACUAUCUGCACGACAGAUUGCUGCUGGUACCAUACGAUUCGUCUACUCUGUCAUAUAUGCAUUUAUUCUAGGUUAUGGGCUACAGAUUGGAAGCAGCCUUUACGGUACCAUCAAUCCCAACUCAGACUCUACCGGCCAUUGUAUGCCUGGGGUAUCUGAGUGGUUCUACAUCCCAUUUCUACCUUUCUUAGCGAUAUCCAUCGCUAUGACUUUUGGUGCUUCCGCUAAGCAAUGGCCUUCCAUGAUCUGCUGCAGUAUUAUUGCUUUCGUCAUCGUCUUCUUCCUCAACAAGGUCAUAAGCGAUUAUCAAAUCGCCGCAAGUAUUUCGGCAUUUGCUAUUGGCCUAUAUGCAAAUCUUGCUCUCAAGGUGACCAAGACACCACCUUUGGUACCACUAAGUUGCGGCAUUACUCUUUUAGUCCCUGGAGGCAUCGGAGCUUACCAUUUGCUAAUGGACGAUGAUCCGGACGGCAGUGCUUUUGCACUUCAUAUGGUCGUGGUUGCAUUAGGAAUUGCCGUCGGGUUAUUUGCGAGCACCAUGAUCAUUUAUCCAAGAAGUAAACGACGGUCCAUCUACGUCUCAAUGUAA